AUGUGGCCGAUGUGGGCCGAUCUGGGGCUGAGGACGAAGGCUGAGCUGGAGCCUCAGCACACUUGCAAUAGUGACGAGAUAUUCCAUAAUGAUCUCACAAUUCGUUGUGGCUCUGCUCCGGAUACUGAGGUUCAAAAAAAGAUUCGAGCACUGACUUUGUUAGUGCAAGCCUGCUUGGACGGUUUCUAG
This is a messenger RNA of Aspergillus fumigatus Af293, 189 nucleotides long. RefSeq lists its product as uncharacterized. Bases 1 to 189 code for a protein of 62 amino acids. The transcript has 2 exons. Lineage: Eukaryota; Fungi; Ascomycota; Eurotiomycetes; Eurotiales; Aspergillaceae. The record is from RefSeq and is a predicted model, not a curated record.